Messenger RNA from Lotus japonicus, 1072 nucleotides. RefSeq names its product pathogenesis-related thaumatin-like protein 3.5. Lineage: Eukaryota; Viridiplantae; Streptophyta; Magnoliopsida; Fabales; Fabaceae. The record is from RefSeq and is a predicted model, not a curated record. The transcript is spliced from 2 exons. The coding region runs from base 117 to 875 and encodes 252 amino acids. Gene Ontology annotation, biological process: defense response. Gene Ontology annotation, cellular component: extracellular region.
CUAUAAAUUCACUACCCUGCAAUACUUCCAUAUCCACUCCUCCACUCUCUCUUUGUUCACCCCAACUUCCCAAUCGCCAUUCUUUGCUCUCUGCUUUUCCUAUCUCAAAUUAAGCCAUGGCACUUACCCUAAACUCCAAAGCCUUUUUCAUCUUCCACCUGCUCCUCCUAUUAGGUAAUGUAGCAUCUGCUACACUGUUCACCCUUGAGAAUCACUGCACUUACACAGUUUGGCCGGGAACUCUUUCAGGCAACGGCGCAGCGGUUCUUGGUGAUGGCGGUUUUUCCCUGGCACCCGGCGCUUCCGUUCAGGUGACGGCGCCGUCAGGCUGGUCCGGGCGCUUCUGGGCCCGGACCGGCUGCAAUUUUGACGGCACCGGGAACGGAAACUGCGCCACCGGAGACUGUGCCGGAGGACUGAAGUGCACAGGAGGAGGUGUCCCUCCGGUGACGCUAGCCGAGUUCACUAUCGGAACCGCCAGUAACGGUAACAAGGACUUCUAUGACGUGAGCUUGGUCGACGGUUACAACGUGGGAAUGGGGGUACGGGCUACCGGAGGAACCGGUGACUGCCAGUACGCCGGUUGUGUUGCGGAUUUGAACGGCUCCUGCCCGGCGGAGCUGCAGGUUAAAGGGGAAAACAGCACCGGCGAGGUGGUUGCGUGCAAGAGCGCGUGCGCGGCGUUUAAUACGACGGAGUUUUGCUGCACCGGCGAGCACGCGACGCCGGCGACAUGUUCGCCGACGCAUUACUCGGAGAUUUUCAAGAGUGCGUGUCCAACGGCUUACAGUUACGCUUACGAUGAUGCGACAAGCACGUGCACGUGUUCUGGUUCUGAUUACAGCAUCACGUUUUGCCCCAAUGGAUCUUCCUAGUCAUUAUUAUUAUUAAUGUAGUAAAUAAAGUUUAUUAAUAGCAUUAAAUCUAUUUCAUCAUUACAUUGAGUGUUUAAGUUUAGUGAGCAAUUUAUGGAUUUUAAUUUUAUUCCCUCUUUCUUGUUAGGGGGUAGUAGUACGCUAGUAGCAUAUUGAUAUUGGAUUAUUCAUGGUUCAAAUAUUCUAUUUUUGUGUUA